AUGGUGUGGACCAGCCCCCGGCGCAAGCCUGCCACCAAGCGGCGGUGCCUGGUCACGGGAGGCUCGGGCUUUGUGGGGCGCCACCUCGUGUCGCAGCUGCUGGACAGCGGGCGCUGGGAUGUCACCGUGUUUGAUGUGCGGGCCGUGGAGGGCGAGGAGUGGGCCAAGUACAUUGUGGGAGACCUGCGCAACGCCCAGCAGGUGGCAGACGCCUGCCAGGGCAUGGACACAGUGUUCCAUGUGGCCACUGCCGCCCCCACCGCACACAACAGCCUGAACGAGGCUCUCAUGAGGGACGUCAAUGUCGGUGGCACGCAGAAUGUGAUUGACGGCUGCGUGGCGGGCGGCGUGGCACGCCUCGUCUACACCUCGUCUGCCUCGGUGGUGUUUGAAGGGCGGGACCUGGUGCUGGUUGACGAGAGCCAGCGGUAUGCCGCCAGGGCCGCCGUUGACUACUACACCCACACCAAGAUUGAGGGCGAGAAGCUGGCCCUGGCGGCCAACGGGCGCGGCGGGCUGGCCACUUGCUCCCUGAGGCCCAGCGGCAUCUUUGGAGAGUACGACACGCUCAUGGUGCCCACCACGGUGCGCAACGCGGCCCGCGGCAAGCUCAAGUACAUCAUCGGCAGCGGACGCAACGAGAUGGACUGGACUUACGUGGGCAACGUGGCGCAGGCCCACAUCGAGGCGGCCGAGGCGCUGGAAGGGCCCGACUGCCCGCUGGGCGGGCGGGCCUACUUUGUGACCAAUGACGAGCCGCGCACCUUCUGGGGCUUCAUGGGCGACGUCUGCGAGGGCAUGGGCUACCCGCGGCCGCACGUCAAGCUGCCCUUUGGCCUCAUCUACUUCAUCGCCCUCAUCGUGCAGCUGCUGGUGGUGCCGCUGUGCCGCCUGCUGGGGCGUGACAUGCAGUCUGACUUCACGCCCGCCCGCAUCAAGAUCACGGCCACCAACCGCACCUUCUCCUGCGCGGCCGCCAGGCGCGACUUCGGCUACACGCCAAAGGUUCCUGUGGACGAGGCGUUGAAGCGCACGCUGAAGCACUUUGCGCACCUGCACGCCAGCAAGCAGAAGAAGGGCUGA
Molecule: messenger RNA, 1083 nt
Organism: Chlorella variabilis
Lineage: Eukaryota; Viridiplantae; Chlorophyta; Trebouxiophyceae; Chlorellales; Chlorellaceae
Exons: 8
Coding region: 1-1083 (360 amino acids)
Biological process (GO): steroid biosynthetic process
Molecular function (GO): 3-beta-hydroxy-Delta5-steroid dehydrogenase (NAD+) activity
Source: RefSeq, a predicted model, not a curated record